CCUCUCUAUCAUUGGUCGCCUCGGAGGCCACUCUUUUCCUUCGCCGGCACGCCCAGAAAGGGGCAGGGCUGAUGGGACAUUGCUAAGCGACCGAGAUGCCGGCGGGGUCCGUCCGGUGACCCCAAGAGCGGAAGCGCUGAGGUAGCUGCGGAAUGGACCGCAGCCUGCCGGCUCUCUCUAUCCAAGACAGAGCGCCUGGAGGUGCUUCCCCGGGUCGAAGCCGCUACUGGUCAUCUGGAGGCCGGACGUGGUGCUCCAAGACCCUGAGCCCAUCCAGGUCCCAGAGGUCCAGGCUCCCACAGGCUCCCAAGGCUGCAGCCACAGGUCCCACCUCCCCUGAGCCAUCGGAGGAGUCCUGGCCGUCCAGUUCAGGGACCCCUUCCCCACCCGCCACCACUGAGGGACACACGGGGGCCUCCCCGUCACCUCCCCUGAUUGACAGCGGGGAUUCCGUGGUGGCCAAGUACAUAAACAGGUUCCGCCAAGCUCAGCCCACCAGCCGAGAGGAGCGCAAGCCUGCAGGUGCGACCCAUGCUGACUUUUGGUGGCUGCAGCCCGAGCCUCCAGUCCCCAGCAGUGAACUUGCAGCAGGAACUAACAAGCCAGAGGAAAGACCAAAUCCAGCAGUUCCAACCCCUGCCAUGGCGGCCAGUGCGUCCCGGGCUGUGGCUCCCCUGCAGGAAAUGAAGCAGAGCCUCAACACAUGGAACUCAUCCCUGCUGGACCUGGAGACGCUGAGCCUCCAAAGGAGAGCCACCAAGCUGCUGCGACGCAGCAAGGCCUCCACCUCCUCCUCCUCCUUCAGCCCGAGCGACGCCAGCAGUGCCUCGUUCCCCGUCAGCUCCGAUGGCCUCUCUGCCUUCUCCAUGACCUUCACCCCUGAGUCCGGCGAGGGCUCUGCCCCCAGAGAGCCUGCAGCCCCUGCGCCGGCCCAGGCCGCCACCCCUGCGCCAGCCCCCACCUCCUCCCAGGCACCCCUUCGCCCAGAGGAUGACAUUUUGUACCAGUGGCGGCAGCGGCGGAAGCUUGAACAGGCUCGAGGGGGCCACGGAGAUGGCCCCUGGGUGCUGCCCCAGACCGUUCCUACCUCGUCUGGCCCUGCGGUGACCUCUGGUCCCCUGGGGACCCAGCCUAGCUCCGUCCCACCGUGGGGCGGCGUGGCCCGGCCUGGUCCCCCGGAGGCCUUCUAUGUGGAGAGGCAUCCUGUUCCCCAUGGGUGUCCUCCACAUAUCUUCUGGGCUCCCAAUCCUCAUGGGUUUUUCUGGGCCCCACAGUCUGGUCCCUGGGUAUCUCUUGGGACUGUGCCUCCAGUACCACUGGCCCCCACUCCAGCUCCCCUGGCCUCUAACCUGGCUCCCCCAACCCCUGCCUCUGCUCCCCCAGCCCCCACCCCAGCUCCCCUGGCCUCUAACCUGGUUCCCCCAACCCCUGCCUCUGCUCCCCCAGCCCCCACCCCAGCGCCCACUGCCUCCACCCCAGCUCCCCUGGCCUCUAACCUGGUCGGCCAGACAUCCUCAGCUGCUCCCCAGGGCCUGCCCACCAGUGAGCCCAGCAGCUCCGUCCGGCUUGAGAAGCUGGGCGCCAAGCCCCGGAAGGGCAGAGCCCCGUGCCGGGAGGCUGCUGUCCAAGUCUCUGCCGUUGAUGCUGACGAGGGACCUGACCCACAGCUCAGAGGCGCCCUCGACCAGGUGGUGACUGACCGGCUGUUCCGGGACAGCCUGGAGGACACGCCCCCUCGCCUCGUGGACCCACCUCCACCCAAGGCCACACCCCUCCGAGCCCGGGUCACGCCCCCUCUAUCUGAAUCCUGCCGUCCCUCUAAAGCCAAGGCGGGGUCCGCCCCCUGCAAGGGCAAAACCACUCCGGGGACUGACGUUGGGCGCCUGCCGCCCGAGGCCCCACCCCCUGCAGCUGCGGAGCCCUCUGCGCUCACCAAGGCCGCGCCAUCCGAGUUCAAGGUGGACUCUCCUGAAGCUGUGGCCACGCGGUCUCCGGCUGCGGCCCCUGCCCACCCUGAGGAUGUCCUCUGCCAGGCCGCCCAACUUCUGCAGGCGGCUGACGACUCCGAUGGCAGCGAGUUCCAGGAUGACCCCGUGCUACAGGUGCUAAGAGCCCAGAGGGCAAUGCUGCGACAGCAGAAAAGGAAAGUGGACGCCCAGUUGUCUCUCCUACUGGACUCAGCAGAAGACGCGGGGUCUUGGUCGCCACCAGCCAGGUCUCCCCCCAGGUCCCCAAGGAGGCGGCUGAGGAGGGAAGGAGCCUCCCUGGAGGCCAGGCGGCUCUGAGUUGUAUAAAUUCUGUUUUGCCCAGUGA
Oryctolagus cuniculus (rabbit) is the source of this 2313-nucleotide messenger RNA. Lineage: Eukaryota; Metazoa; Chordata; Mammalia; Lagomorpha; Leporidae. The record is from RefSeq and is a predicted model, not a curated record.